This is a messenger RNA of Podospora anserina S mat+, 174 nucleotides long. RefSeq lists its product as uncharacterized. The record is from RefSeq and is a predicted model, not a curated record. The transcript has a single exon. The coding region runs from base 1 to 174 and encodes 57 amino acids. NCBI's taxonomy places the organism in Eukaryota, Fungi, Ascomycota, Sordariomycetes, Sordariales, Podosporaceae.
AUGAUUCGCACUCGUUUAGCAUCAUUUUCUGGAUUUAUCUUGAUAGCCAUACCAACGGCGGUCAGAGGGGUACGACUUGAUGUGCCCAGAGUCGAAGAUUUCAUCAGGAGAUGGAACGUUGCCGCCACAGUGAUUGGUGAUUACGUCUACAUUGACGGUGGUGAAAUAACUUAG